AUGAUCAAACAGCUGAUAUUUGUUGUUGGGUUGGUGGUGUCCUGCAGUCUGUAACACUGACACCAUCUGAUCAUAUCAGUAAAGUUAAAACACAGAACUUUGUUUGUUCAGUAUGGAUGUUGUUGAACUUUUGCAUCAGUGUCAGUCCAUGUCAAUUUGUUAAUAAUGUAAUUUAAACAUCAAAAUUCAAUAAAUAAUAAAUAAUCAGAAUUAAAAACAUAUAGAGUAUGUUGACCAUAAUGUUUAUCUCAACCUUUGAUAUAUUUUGAAAUAAACUGUAAAUUUAUCAGGGAUAGGCUAAUGUCAGGGGGUUUCCUCUUUGUCCCUUUAAAGGCAGAGACAGCCCCCCCCCCCCCCCCCCAGGCAGGCGUAAAAAUCGAUUCACAUGAGCAUCACAAUUUUUUUAUUGAUUUUUUUUGUUCAAAAUUUGGUUUUUUUUCUCCAAAUGUAAGAAUAAACUGACUUAUAUUAUAUUAUAUUAUACUUAUAAAACUGACUUAUAUUUGAUGUUUAAUUUUUGGGUAAAUAUGGUUCCUGGAAUAGUCAGUAGAUAAUCAUAAUCAUUCAACUGUUUCAUUUGUGUUAAAAAUACAGAUUAAAAAUCCAUAAUAUCGCAGAAUCGCAAUUUAAAUCGAAUCGGCAUCCAAAUAAUCGUAGAAGAAUCGAAUCGGGAGAAAAGCAUAUCGUCCCAGUCUGGAUGCAGUAACCCGGUCAGGGUUGAACUAAAGUUGGAAUUUCCGAGUUCUUUUGAGUGUCUGUGAACGCACCACCACUCUCUCUCUUCUCUCGAGCUGAGACCCGCCCCAAAUUUGAGCAAGCUACUUAAUCAGCCAAUAGACGGUGAGUGAGGUCGUAAUCGGCCAAUCGUGUGUCCGGAGAGGAGUGUGUGGGGCGGGGCGUGUCCGUGCAGCAGGCUUCUCCCUGCUCAGCUAACAAUAGCCUGGGAUCGGCAAGUUUAGAGUGAAAAAAACCACCGAGGAGGGCAGGAGAGGAGCCGAGAGGAGCCGAGAGGAGCAGAGUUUACCGACUACACCACACCGUGUGUCCCGGGGUCGGAGAUUCUCCGUCAACAAACUGGGAUUUCCGUUUCCGAGCGUUUUUCUGUGGUGAGUGAAUGUUUGGAGUUUAUUCCUCAUCCUCCAUCUGCAGCAGCAGCAGCAGUCUCAGUCUCAGUCAGGCAUGGUGCAUUGUGAAUUAGGAGCUCAUUAGCCUGUGAACAGGAAAGGGUUAAUGGUUACUGUAGGCUGGGACCACUCUAUUAUUCCCUCAUUCUUCAUCUACAUCCAUGUUUGAUCGCGGUUCACACAGACCCCUCAGGCCGGAGAGAGUGAGCUGAAGUCGGCCGCAGUGAGCUGAUAUCGGUCGGAGGUGGAUGGUGGUGCUGAUGAUUAUUUUAUUACACCGGUUUCCUCCCAGUUCACCAGCUGGCUCUGCUAUCAUGGGGGCUGUUAGUGCUGCUGGUGACUUGGUGACAGGAUCAUAAAUGAAUGAAUGAAUGAAUGAAUGAAAUCCUGUUUUCGGUUUCCAUCUCGAAAAUGUGUCUUUAAGGAUGACUGUGACAUGAUUCAUCAGAAACACAUUCUCCUUUCAAUAAUAACACAUGUACAGUUUUUAAGCUGUUAUUAUCUGGUGUCAGAAGUUUUAAUUAGACGGUUAAUAAAGUUAAAAUAUCCAGAUGAGCAGAAAUGAUCAGAAAUCUGUCCUCUAAACGAGCAGUUUUCCAAUCUGCUUUAUUUCUACAUCAAAAACAUUCAAGUUUAACAAAGUUCUGCACAAAAAAAUUAAAAGAACAGGCACGACAGAAAACAUCAGGAGGAAACAAAUAAAAGGAAGGUAAAAAACAUUUAAAAUGAAAUAAAAACACAAAAGAAAUAAAAGUGAUAAAAGGACAGAGAUCAGACAGCUCUCAAGUCUAAAGGAGAGGAAUAAAAAUGAGUUUGAAGACGUGAUCUAAAAGUAGAAAGAGAGGGGAGGUUUUUUAAUCUUAAUUUUAAUUUUCCCCAGAUAUCAGGAUGAUCUGAACAGCCGGUCUGUAACCCCGGGUCUACAGUAGUCUGGGUCCACAGUGGUCUGGGUCCACAUUAGUCUGGGUCCACAUUAGUCUGGGUCUUCAGUGGUCUGGGUCCACAGUAGUCUGGGUCCACAGUGGUCUGGGUCCACAGUAGUCUGGGUCCACCGUGGUCCGGGUCCACCGUGGUCUCCCUGCAGGUUCACAUGUUUUCACUGUGUAUUUGAGUUUCUGUAAACCUUCCUGUCUGUGAACGGUUCUCAGUCGGGUUCAUCGAUCACAAUUUUCUGUCCGAUCUUCGAUCUUUAAAAACCUCGACCUGCUGAUACCGAUUUUUCUUAUUUUGUUCUAACUGACGACAUAAACCUUCGAUGUUCUGAUCUUAUUUGAAUGAAAAACAUUGAACACCUUUAAAUCAACACAAACUUGUGUUAAACUGACCCGAGGUCGUUCUCUCAGAUGGAAAUGAAAAGUUGAGAAUUUUUCUGUCCAAACUCCUAAAAUAUUUCGGCUCCUUCGUCUUUUAUUUUCCACAGUUUAAAAAUGAACAGUACUCGUGUUGAACCCACGCUUGCAGUGGGUUCAUACUCGGUUGAUCGUGUUCUUGAUGACUGUUGUUUGGGCCGCUGACGCACACGUGUUUGUGUGCACAUGCAACCUGGUGGGCGGGGCCUGUCAUUCUGGCAAAGCGGCUGACCCUCAGACCUUUGCUGAGGUCGAGAAGAUCGGAGGAUUAAAUCGGUUUCAUAUGUAAGGACCAGCCGAUCACUGAUCCCCCAAAACUGAGGAAAUCGAUCGAUCGGCCGGCGGAUUUAUCGGUGCGUUUUAGUUCUCAGUAAUCUGCCUGAAAAGCUGAGAGGCUCGUGUUUCCACGGAGCUCAGCAGAAACUUCUCCUGAUCCUGGAGAGUCCUGAUGGUCUGAUGUGUCAGUCUUAGUGAGUUUGGAGAUCUGCUGCAUGUUAUUGAUCACAGGCAGACGGGUCCUCUCUUCAUCAGCCUCAGGAGGAGUUAUUGUCCUCCUCAUCGCUGCCUCAGUUUUGACUCGAUAAAUAAACUCGUUUCUUCUUCUUCUUCUUCGUCCCUCUGCGCUCAGACUGUGAAGUCUCUCUCGGGCUGAACUGGGCUGACGUUGCCCUUUGCUCCCUCUUAUAAAAACCUUCUUUGGCAGGACCCGUUUCCUGGAUAAUGAAAAGCUGUAAUUUGCAGAAGCUGAUUAAAAGUCAAGGUGGUUGAGAGAUUUUGUGAAUGAAAGACAGAGCUGUUGUAAGACUGUUGAGGAAAGUUUUACCUGAUUUACCUGAAGCUGUUUCCUCUCAUAAUCCUCACCUGAGAAGGAGGCGCUGUGGUGUCAGGAGGAGAUUAGUCUCUAGGCUGUUAAAUAUCUAUGAUUUUUAAAGGCAUGUCCUCCUGAGGGCCUGAGGGGGUUCCCACACUUCUUCUGUGUUUGUUACGUAAGCCUGAAUGUAGACUGAACUCUGAUUGGUCGAGGUUUCGGAGUGGUAGAAUGGUGUGUGUUUUCAUUGGUGGAGCCCUGAUUGUAAAGGAAGUUUUACUGAACAGACUGAAGCGAACAGUGACGACUCUUCACAAACACACCGGAACGAUGAUGGAUGACUUCUUCUUCUUCUUCAGUGUUAAUGCGUGUAGCUGCUGCAGGGUUACAGGUGUCAGAUCAGAGCCGAGUUACAACACAGUGGAGAUCCUAAAGCUCAGAUACGUUGAAUGAUUCAGUUUAUCAUGGCGAGAUUUUUUUAGAGUCGGUGGACAAGUAAAGAGACGAGAGUAGAGCUGGGCGAUAUGGGAGAAAGUUUAUCACAGUAUAUUUGUUUUCUUAUAUCAGCUGAUAUGGAUCAAUAUCAGGAUCUAAAAAUCUAACAGUGUUUAUUGGUCUCAUGUCUUUUCCAACACAAUAAUCUCCUGCAUCUGUGAGGUCUUUGUGUCUCUUUGGCGUUUUGUCGUAAGGCGUCGCUCUAGAGAAAGCCGACUGAAUGGUCGUCUGUUUCGGCUCCUCGCUCCUCUCGGGGUUUGUAACCUUUUGCGUUGCGCGUGCUCUGCGGCGUGGCGCUGCUUCAGGUGGUGAAAAAGAUUUGAGGUAUUCCCCGACUUUGUGAGAACAUGAACUCGACAUAAUUUACAGUCCACAUUACUCUGCUUCAUGUCCGACCUCCAAAAACCAAAAUACCUCCACACCACCGACGUUUUCCUAACGCCAGUGUUGUGGUUGACAUUGAUGUGGUCAUCUGUUGAGCCUUCAUGGUCAUUUCUGUCGGGGGUAGCACUCAUUUUCUUUGUUUCUCACCAACAGUGCUGUCGGCUUCACCUGUUAAAGUGCUAUGGUUGGGUGGAGCUGCUGUCUGCUACGACGCUGCAGUUGGUUGAUACUUGGUUCUAAUUCAGAACAUGAUUGGUUCAGACCCGGAGAAACUCCCCUUUUCAUUGGCUGUUCCUAUAGUCGACCAAAACAUGUCAGAAUGACGACUAUUGAAAAGGAUAUUGAUCAUGUUUUAUAUUGAUAUUGAGGGAAAUAAAUUUUGGAUAUAUAUCGUUAUGGUUUUAUCGCCCAGCCCUAGACGUGGGUUAUCUUCAGGUGGGUCGGGUUCAGGUUAGGAUGGUUCAGAAGCAUCAGGAGUGAAUUCAUUAAUAUGAAGUGGUGACAGUGAAGAGGCCUGUGGUGUGGGGUCAGAAACAUGAGUGGGUCUCUCAUGAGUUCACAGACCGUGUUGGUUUCACCUGAGUUAAUGAAGAAUAAACUCUUAUUCCUGAUUAACGUGGACUACUCAGUCUGUCUCAGCAGAAGGAGAACGAGUCUGUGGACUAGAUUAUGGUCUAAGGGCACCGUGGUUACCAUGGAGACCUGGGCGUGGCUAAGAGCGUGUUUUAUGGCCCCCAUAAGAAGCAUGAGGCCACCCAGUUGUCGCCUCGACACCUCGAGAGAGAGAGAGAGAGAGAGAGAGAGAGAGAGAGGGAGAGAGGGAGAGAGAGAGAGAGAGAGAGAGACUGGAAGGAGUUAAUGACCCAUUUGGCUUCAGGAAUGACUACUUCAGGAAAACUGUGUGUGUGUGUGUGUGUGUGUGUGUGUGUGUGUGUGUGUCUCACCUGUCAUUGUCGUUAUUUUUAACCCCUGACUCAGUUUGUUUGGGGUCUGAGAGGAAUUAGACCUGAUGACCUACAAUAGCAGCUAUUUGCUGCCAGAGAGCAGACACAGACACACACACACACACACACACACACACACACACACAGGAGGGUAAACUGCACUGAAUUCUCCUCUUAUUUCAACCUUUUCUUUUAUCUGAACAAGGGAAAAAAAAUCAUUGAUUACAGUUUCAGAUGGAAACAGACUGAAGGAGAGAAAUCUGAAAAUUCUGCUGAGACAAAAUUUAACUGAUGAAAUAUUCUUCAGUCUGAUUUAUUUAAUGUUCACUGAAGCUGAGCGAUUAUUAUCAAACUUAAUAAAUAAAUAGAUAAGUGAGUAACAUCGAGGAAACACAGAUCACCUGAAAAACUGCUGACCACUUCUCUCAGUCGUCCUCCGUCACCUAACUGUGUUUGAGUUAUUUUAUUUUGAAAAGUAAUAAUCUGUUAAAGGGGCGGUCAGCAGGAACCUGUAAAAGAAGCAUCUUUAUAUUUUGUGGUUAUUAUACAAAAAAUCUUUUAAUAUCAGUCAAUAGUUAUUAGUUAUUGAUUAUUUGGUAAUAUAUCGAUAUCUCUGUGUUCUCUUAUGUCUGUGUCGUCAACAUUUGAACAUUUUUGAGCGGUCCGCUCUUUCUGACUGUAAACAAAGCCGUUCUCCACCUCCUCUAACCUGAUUGGUUGUGAGGCAGACGCUGCUCCCCCGUGUCGUUCAGGAGCCCAAACAAAGUUAGCGUGCUACAAUAUCGGACAGUAGAAACCAACCAGAAAGUUCGGAAAAUUGUCUGAAUCCUCCUUUGGCCACGACUGCCGACACAAGCAAGAAAACACUCAAACAUAAACAGUCAGCAAGAAAACCGGUCAACAAGAAAACCGGUCAACAAGAAAACAGGCAACACCAAAACAGUCAGCAAGAAAACAGUCAACACCAAAACAGUCAACACCAAAACAGUCAACAAGAAAACAGUCAGCAAGAAAACAGUCAACAAGAAGACAGUCAACAAGAAAACAGUCAACAAGAAGACAGUCAACAAGAAAACAGUCAACCAUAAACAGUCAACACCAAAACAGUCAACAAAAAAACAGUCAACAAGAAGACAGUCAACAAGAAAACAGUCAACCAUAAACAGUCAACACCAAAACAGUCAACAAAAAAACAGUCAACAAGAAAACAGUCAACAAGAAAACAGUCAACACCAAAACAGUCAACAAGAAAACAGUCAACAAGAAAACAGUCAACAAGAAAAUGCUGCUCCCCCGUGUCGUUCAGGAGCCCAAACAAAGUUAGCGUGCUACAAUAUCGGACAGUAGAAACCAACCAGAAAGUUCGGAAAAUUGUCUGAAUCCUCCUUUGGCCACGACUGCCGACACAAGCAAGAAAACAAAGUAAAUACCGGAGACUCUGGAGGAAUAACGGGCGCUUAAAACGGAGGUAGACCGGACAAGAGCUAAAAAGCCGGGUCAACAUAAACCAUGGGGGACGCUUGGGGAUCUUGGUGACCCUGUAACCUUUCUGCUGGACAGGUAAACCGCUUUAACAAAGUAAGACAAGUGUCUGUAACAGAAGUGUUUCUUGUCAAACGGACCUGCUGUAGCGUGUUGUAGCGCCAUCGCUAAACUGUCCUCCCUCGGGUCCUGGACUAUGUCACUUUAUCCUCGUUGUAGAAGUCCUGCAAACAUUGUGUUUGCUGGUAGUCUGUUGGCAUCUACAGUAGCACCAAUGCUUUUGACUUUCACCUUGACUGGGCCCCAUUUGUAAUGAUCUGAAGGAUUUAUCUGCAUUAUAUCUGAAUUUAACUGGAACGAUACGAGCGAGCAGGAGCGUCUGUUUGUGGGCGGGGCUUGAGGGGAGAGGAGGAGCUGAGGGGAAAACUGGUUGGAGGGGUGGAGUUUACAUUCAAGAUUUCUCCUAAAAACUGGAACUUCAUCAGAUCCUGACUACAACACCUUUAAGUGGACAGAUGCUCAGAUGUCAGUCAUCCAGUUCAUGCUUUUGUUUUGAAAGGACAGAGUCAAGUUACAGCCGUGAAAACUUAGAUUUAAAGAUCGUAAACACGGGUGAUCUUCACCUCCAUCAUCAUCACUUAUUUGACUUCUACAUUGAUCCUGUGACUCUCGUCUUAAAGGUGAGGUGUUAUUUUAUACCUGGAGGAUGAAAAGUGCUGAUGUAGGAAACAUUAAAUGUAGUGAUGAGUUUUUCCUCCAAUCACUGAACUGUUGAGUUUUUCGCUGAGUUGGCGGUGGGGCGUCUCAUCAGACUGAGGUCAGGACGGCGCCUCAGGAGGAGUGAUGAGACUUGAACGACUCUCUGGGUUUUGAAUGAUUGUUGGAUUUUUGUUUCAUGAUCAGCUGUGGAGAGAAAGGUCUCUGCUCAGUCUCUCACAGACCAACAGAAACAGUCGUCCUGGCUGUUGAGGAGCUGUUAGCCCGCCAGCAGCUGAAUAAUGGAUCGUCUGUGUGCCUGGAAGGCUGAUGGAGCUGCUGAGCCGGGCGUCUAGACCAACCCCGACAUGCAGCACAGAGCUCCAUGCACUCUCCGUCUGGAUCCAGAUGAAAGCUGUGCUCCUCCAGGAUAGAUUUUUUUUUCUCCCUCUCCUCCACUCGGUGUUUUAUCUGCUCCGCUGAUGUGAAGGCAGAUUAAAGGAGGGCGAUGGUGCAUCUCUAAGCUGUUAAUAGUACGGUUCAGAAUCAGAGAGACAGUCCUGAUACUCGGGGUGUAAUUAGGAUCAGACCUGAAGAGAGAGAGAGAGAGAGGAGACGGAGAUGUUCCUGCUUCAGUUCAGUCUCAUUCAGGAAGGAAGGAGCUGAUUGAGGUGGAGCUUCAUCCAUCUGUGUAACUUCAUCUGUGUGACGUGUCAGCGCAGAUCUGUCUGAGUCAGACGCUCAGAUUCCUCAGAGAUAAAUCCCUGCGUGAAAACAUGAAGACACGUUACAUACACAGGCGGGGUCUGAAGGUGGAGGGCUACACGCCUCUGCUGCGGCUGGUCCGGGUUCAUGGUCCGACCUUCUCAGUUCCUGCUACAGCGGGCGCCAAAACCAAAGACGAGGAAACGAUCAGGAUCAGUUCCUGAGGUUCGUCCUGAUGGUGGAGCAGAAACAAAAAACUGAUCUGCUGUGAAACGGACAACGACAGUUUCCUCUCAACAAUCUUUAAUCAAUAAUCAAAGUGAUUGAUCAUUAAUAUAUUCUUAAUUAUUAGUGUGUGAUCGUUGUAAAUCGACCAAUCAGAUCUGUUCUCUUCAAAUCAGGAGGACCUGAAGGAGGACUGCUGAUAAAAAACACGGGCAAGACUAAAUCCAGCUUCUCAAGACCUGACUGUGUGUGUGUGUGUGUGUGUGUGUGUGUGUGUGUGUGUGUGUGUGUGUGUGUGUGUGUGUGUGUGUGUGUGUGUGUUAAAGCCUGUAGACAUAUGGUGUAGGAACCACCCACUCAUUUGGAUCAACCACACCUUCCAGUCACACACACUCUUUUACAUCCUGUUUAACAACACACACACACACACACACACACACACACACACACACACACACACACACACACACACACACACACACACACACACACACUUUCAACUUUAAACACAUGAGUUUUUAAAUCCUGUGUGUGUGUGAGAGAGAGAGAGACGGGGAGAGAGAUAACACAGGAGUGUGUGUGUGUGUGUCAGAGUGUGUGUGUGUGUGUGUGUGUGUGUGUGUGUGUCAGAGAUAGAGGGAUAAAUGAAUCAUAAAAAGCAAAAGUAGGUCUAGUGUGUCACACCUCAGUCCACUCUGAUAAGUGUGUGUGUGUGUGUGUGUGUGUGUGUGUGUCUGUAGCUACAUAUUUCAGAGCUGAGGUUUUGCACACACACCCUGCAGCCCUGUGUCCAAAUAGAUACUGUGUGUGUGUGUGUGUGUGUGUGUGUGUGUGUGUGUGUGUGUGUGUGUGUGUGUGUGUGUGUGUGUGUGUGUGUGUGUCUAAAUACAUUGUGUUUUUGUUGGACAUUGUACGUCUACAAGGAGAUGAACACAUGACUGUUUCACAGGGUAACCUUGGAGACCUCUUCCAACACUGUGACACACACACACACACACACACACACACACACACACACAUUAGGAUCCUGGACUUACAGAUCUGUCGUAGACCACCUCUCACAUUUCCUCUCUGGUGGUUUUUCUGGUACAUUUGUGGUUAAACUCAGGAAUUAGUCAGUUUCACUCAGGAAUUAGUCAGUCUGUUACUCAGGUUAUAGUCGAUUCCACUCAGGUUCAGUUUCACUAAACUAAAGUUUAGUUAGUUUAGUUUUCACUCAGGUAUUAGUCAGUAAACUAAAGUUUAGUUAGUUUAGUUUUCUCUCAUUUUCAGUCUCACUGGUUUUGUUCCGUCACAGUGAGGAGGAGAUGAUCACGCUCACGCUCAGAGGCUGAAAUAGAUUUGUAGUUUCUGUAUUUAAACAGAUUUAUACAGAAGUUUGGAGUUGUUGUCAGAUCUUUAUCUUUGACUGAAAUAAUCAGUCUGUUUGUUAUAAAUGUUGGUUCAGUUUUAGUCACAGUAUCAAGUAUGAAUCAAUGAAUGAAUGAAUGAAUGAAUGAUGUCAUGGCGGUGGAUCUGUCAAAGUCCUCACACUGAUCUGUACGUAAACUUCAGUGUUUGUUUCUCUAAGGAGGCGGCGCUCUGAGAUGACGACCAAUCAUCAUCCAGAUAUUUCCUAACGCCAACAUCAUGAUGUCAUUUUACAGACUUUACUGAAAAUCUGAGAACAACACACACACACACACACACACACACACACACACACACACACACACACACACACACACACACACACACACACACUGUGAUGUCUGUGUCUGUGUGUCUCUAUCAGGGUCAGUGAGUUUUUCUCUCUCUCUUCUUCUCUUCUACACCUCCACACCCCUCAAUAUCUCCUCUUUCCUCACUUCCUUCCUCUCCUCUCAUCUCCUCUCCCCUCUUCUCCUCUCCUUUCCUCUCCUCUCCCCUUUUCUCCUCUCUCUCUCCUCUCUUUCCCUCUCCUCUGUUUUCUAUAAAUAUCCCGUCUUUCUCUCCCCCCCCCUCUCUCUCUCUUUCGUUCCCUCCAGCUUUAUAUUUUUAUUCUUUCUGUUUCUUCUCCUCUCCUCUCUCUCUCUCUCUCUCUCUCUGUCUCUCUCUCUCUCUCUCUCUUUUUCUUUUCCUCGAUCUCUCCUCCGUUUUUUUAAAGAGAGACGUGAACACCGCCCUCUCCGCCCUCUCCGCCCUCGCCAACACGCUCCAGAUCUGACAGGAGCGUCGUGGAGCGCAGCCGCCUGGCGUCUGUGUGCCCCCGCCGCUCUGAGUUGCAUCGUGGGGAAAACCAGGAUGAGGGUCAGAGUCUGUCAGAGUCCAGGAGGCCGAUCACUCAGUCUGAUAUCAGAGAAAAGAUGAACCUGUAAAACGUCCUUAAACACUAAAUCAGAGGUUUUUUUUAGUGUUUGGUCUGAAAACGGCUCCUGUUUCUCCAUAUUUAUCAGAGCAUGAGUUAAAGCUCUGUAACAGCUGCUCCUCAUGGAUCUGUCUAAUCUCACAGUCCAAGUUCAUCAGCCUGAAGGACUCGGAGGUGUUCACGGAUCAGACCUCAUCCUUCCAGAGGGACACAGAGCUGGUUUAGAGAUUUGCAGUCUGAUCUUCGGUGUCGGAGCUUCAGCCUCCUCUUGAACAGACGGAGUUUAUUUGGAUCUUAAGAACGGUUGAGUUCUGAUUCUGAACAUUUAGCUGUAGUCCAAAUAAAACGUUGAAUAUGAACCUGUUCUUAGAAAACACCGACUCUAUGAUACGUAAAAUAAACACUAACUCUCCUGCAGGCCGCCUGUGAGUAUCAUAGAUGUUUUUGAGCGUGAUAGUCCUUUAAUUGACCCACAAACUGACUUUGUAUGUAUACCUGAGACCCUGACCUGCAGCCCACCUGGACCUGGACCUAUGAUCAGCUGUGUGAGCGUCACUAUCGUUCAGUGUUUAAAGGUCACAAAGGUCAAACACGGGGGUCACAUUAGACCGAGGAAACGAGGGUUCAGCAACACUUUAAUGAACCAUCAGGUUAGUGUGUGUAUGUGUGUGUGUGUGUGUGUAAGCAUCAGGUGGAAAACAAGCACACACACUGUCUCCAUAUUCCAUUAGAUUUACAUUUAUUACAGUUUAUUAAAUUCUUAAUCAUCUGUAAUCUGGAGCCACGAGUCUGACCUCCUUGUUCCACGGUGUGUGUGUGUGUGUGUGUGUGUGUGUGUGUGUGUGUGUGUGUGUGUGUGUGUGUGUGUGUGUGUGUGUGUGUGUGUGUGUGUGUGUUUUCUCACAGUGAGCUGUGAAUGUGUGGACAGCUGCUUGGCCGUCACUCUCCCCUCCUGCCCUCCUGUUCUCUCUCUCUCUCUCUCUCUCUCUCUCUCUCUCUCUCUCUCUCUCUCUCUCUCUCUCUCUCUCUCUCUCUCUCUCUCUCUCUCUCUCUCUCUCUCUCUCUCUCUCUCUCUCUCUCUCUCUCUCUCUCUAACCUCUGAUGAACCCGACACACUGUCUGCUCUCAUAUCUGUCAGCGGUCAGUCUGUCUGUGUGUUGUAUGCUGUAUGUUUGUUGUGUGUAUGUUUGUUGUGUGUAUGUUGUUUGUUGUCUGUUGUUUGUUUGUUGUGUGAUGAUGCCAUCUGCUCAGAAAAGGAAGAAAUAGUCGUUUAUUUUCCAUGUUGGAUGUAAAUGAGAUUCUCUCCAUCUUUACUAGGCCUGCACGAUAUAUCGUUUGACUAUCGUCAUCACGAUGUACGUGUGUGCGAUAGUCACAUCGCAGAGCCUGCGAUGUUGGAGGUGAAUGAACUCAUUUAAUUUCAAGGGUAACCGACUGAGAUACACUCCAUGUGACUCUGCAUGUGCUGUGCAGCGAUCCACCAAUCACCUUCGUCCUUUACUCAGUUGCAAAUCAGACUCAUUUCUCAGUUGCCAAUCAGACUACUCUGCCAGCUGUCAAUCAAAAUCAGAGAGGAGGAAACCCACCCCUGCACAUGUUCUGCACAUGGAGGGAGACGUGUGUCCGCUGAGAAUUACUUUCGGAACUUUGCUGACUAUUAAGCCCAACAAAUAAGAACUGUAUGGGUUUUAAAUUGUACAUUUCCGUGGACCACUCUACUAUAAGCAGUGCGCGUUUUGCGAGGUGAAUGCAAUUCUCGGAGGACAUGCGUUUCUCGGCACAACACCGCUAACAACAACAACAACGAUCGCAAAAUGAACAACGAACAAGCGAAAACCACCGAAAAUGAAGAUUUGUUGCCAAAAAGAAAAGGAAAGUCAGUUAUCUGGAAUUAUUUCGGUUAAAAGAAGGAUGAUGUCGACCAAAACACGUGUUCUGUGUUCAUCUGUCGCCACAAUAACGUCCCAGCACAAUAAAAGCUAAAAAUAUCUCUGAGACAGACAGAAGCCGUUCUACUAACAUUCACAAAAAGAGGUAAGAUCAGAGCAGAUUAACUGUCCUCAAGACUUCAGCAGUGCAGCAUAACAUUAAAUGCUAUUCAGGUCAUCUUGUGAAAAUUCCUGUAUUUUUAAUAUCGCAAUAUAUAUCGCAGGGUUGAAAAAAAUCGCAGUGUUAGUUUUUUUCCAAUAUCGUGCAGCCUUAAUCUCUACCUGCUCUAAACUCAGAGGAAACUCUCAUUCCUCUUCAGAUCUCUGCUCCGUGUCUCCAGACGGUUCCUCUUUUGUUACCAAGCACCACUCCUGUCUCAGAGCAACCUCUCCGCUCUCAGCUCCACCCGUGAUUUCAGUUCUUUGUCUCUGAUUUGUCCGGUUAACCAUCUGAUGAACUGAGAGCGAGCUGUGGUGGUAUGGUGGUGCCUUCACGGCCCGGGGAAAGUAGGACACAUUUGUGGUCCACAUUCUCAGUUCUCAGUUUGUGUUGGACUCUAGGGUUGUGUAGGGUUGUGUGUUCAUAGACUGAAGUUUCACACUUUUGGAGCAGAAAUAACAGAACAGGUGCUCUGCUUCACUGACAUGAGAUAAACUGAAGAAACCUGCUGUCUGUGGAGGGAAACAUGAGUCCUGGUGGGUUUUUAGGUCAGAUGUUCAGAGUGUCUCUGAUCACCUGGACUCCUCUAACUGAAGGUGAAGAAGUGUGUUAUUGAAGUGUGUGUUAUUGAAGUGUGUUAUUAGGCCUGUCGCGAUAAUCAAUAAAUCGCCUUAUCGCUCGAUAAAUAAAAACGAGGUCGGUCAUUUUGCCAGCCUCGAUAAUUGACGUGCGUUUGUUUUCCUCCUCUCUCGCUACCAAACACGCUGGAUGAGAGAAGAGGUCUCACUCUGAGCAUUUUUCUCGGCACCUGGGGGCGUUGGCUGUAUAGCGGAAUGAACGGAGUUAGUGAACCCUCCUGUCAGUCAUUCAGUAUCUUUGUCACGGGGGGCGCGCGCAUAGGUACACGUAGGCGCGCACAGGCACACAGACUUUUGGAUACAGUGCUGCAAGUGAGCGUCGUGAGUGAAAAGCAAGCUAACAGAAUGAACACGACAGCUUUGGUGUCUAAACCGAACGCAACAGCCCAAGUGUGGGAAUAUUUCGGCUUUAAACCACUUUUGUUUUCGUCAACCACAAAACUCCACGUGUGUGCGCGCGCGCGCGUGUGUGUGUCUGUGUGUUGGAGGAGCACAGCAGGCUGAUGAGAGCUGUCAGAGCGGACUGAAGCUGCUCCUAUAUGUUUAGCGUUUAACUGACUGAGUUUUGCAACUCUGUUCGUCAUUUUCGUCUCGUCCCAUCAACGUAAACGCACUUUCGUCUCGUCACAUUUUAGUCAUCUCCGACUGAUGUUUAGCUCGUCAACGUUACGUCUUCGUCGUGGGUGAAAUUAAAGUUUGUCACUUUUGUCACGGUGUACUCGCUUUAUUAUGCCAUUUAAUAUCAUUAUCUAUAAUUUAAAAAACGGUGUCAAUAAUAUCGUUUAUCGGCAAUAAUUUGUAGCACAAUUAUCGUCCAGCAAAAUUUGUUAUCGUGACAGGCCUAUGUGUUAUUGAAGUGUGUGUUAAUGAAGUGUGUUAUUGAAGUGUGUUAUUGAAGUGUGUGUUAAUGCAGCUCGUCUGUGUGUGUGUGUGCAGGCUGCAGGUGAAGCUGUCUCUGUCUUCAGUGAGGGGAGCGACUCAGAGAUCACACUCAGAGGUGAGCUUCUCCACACCGUCUGCAGACCUCGGUCUGAGUCUCGUUGUUUCUGUGCCUUGCUAAUUGGCCCCUGUGGCGGUAACUCCCUCUGACUCAUGUGUGUUUAAUUAAAGUUCUCCCAAACUAAAGAGAGAGUGAGCCGUACCUUUAAAAAGAGAGCUUCGAUACACAGAGCUGUCUCUAACAUCAUCUCAGCUGUGACUCUAUCCAUGAGUUUACUAAGGAAACAGCGUUCUCUCAGAGCGCCGGGGUCGUCUUCUUCUUCUUCUUCUUCUCUGGUAUUUCUCAGCUUUUGUUCAGAUCCUCCGGUAAAGGUCAGUAGCUCCAUAAAGUUUAUUGCAGUGACAGUUGUAGUCCAGACCCUUUUGUCAGAGCGUUGGCGUGCAGACUUCCUAUCCUCGCUUUUUCAUCCAGAAUCGUCCUCUCACACUGAAACCAGAUCAGCUUCUGUUCCUGAUAUAAUCACUGAAGCAGAUCAUGAGAGGAUCAUCUCAGCUCAAGCUUCAUGCAUGUUUUUGUCCUCCAUGAUGGACGCACUACUUUUUCUAAAGAGGAGACCAACGCUACUCCUCUACUCUGGGGUUUUUGUUACGGGGUUACGGGGGCGUGGCGUCAUACUCUGACUACGCUGGUCACAUGGUAGAGAAAAUCUAAUUCAGUGUCUUAAUCAGCGUUCUUAAACUCUGAUUAUAGCAGGACUAAGGUGUUCACAUGACCUUCAGUUGCCCGGUCUUUAUCGGAAUAUGGCGAUUAUCGUUUUUCUCGAGUGUCAUGGAAACGGACUGAUUGUUGAGCUCGCACAUGUCCUCCUCAGUCAUGUCUGACAGCGGUGGUUCUGAUUGGUUCUGGUCUCAGGUCAGUCUGCAGACUUGAUCAUCUGUUAGACUAAAGGCGUCUCAGACUCACUGAGGGAAACCGGAGGACUCCACGUUAUGUAAGUCCACUAUAAUGGGAUUCUGCCUCCGCAGCCCUGUGGCUCCCAGCAUGCACUGCAGCCUCCAUUAUUUAUGGGGUUGCCAUGGAGACGGGGCUGGGCCGGGCUGGAGUCUGA
Xyrichtys novacula (pearly razorfish) is the source of this 15312-nucleotide messenger RNA. Lineage: Eukaryota; Metazoa; Chordata; Actinopteri; Labriformes; Labridae. The record is from the annotation of a GenBank genome assembly.